This is a messenger RNA of Alnus glutinosa, 1952 nucleotides long. Its product is annotated as reticulon-like protein B13. The record is from RefSeq and is a predicted model, not a curated record. Lineage: Eukaryota; Viridiplantae; Streptophyta; Magnoliopsida; Fagales; Betulaceae. The transcript has 4 exons. Bases 1345 to 1839 code for a protein of 164 amino acids.
AAAGCAGGAGAAGGGAGAAGAGAGAAGAAGGAAGGAGUGUGGAAAACAAGGAGCCUUGCAUGCUUAUUUAUAGGAGAAUGAAUGGUUAGGAUCAAGUAGAUAGGUUUUGAUCCAAUGGAUGAGAAUUGGUGCAUCCAAUGCAAGUGGGUUUCAUCAUCACUAAGGUAGUGCAUUUGCAUUAUCAUUAAAGAAAAUGAAAUUUAAGCCAACUCUCUCUCUCUCAUUCAUGAUGGCUUGGCCACUAGGGAGAUAGUGCACAAAUUAGGAGAAGUGGGUGAUGAGUUGACAAUCAAAGGAAGUAUUAAGUAAUGCUAUAUGAAUUUUCGUCCAAAUAGAGACCAGCUUACUCCAAGCAACGUUUUGAUGGUCAAAACUACUCCGAUCGCUGUGAAAUUUUGAGGGUAGAUACAUGAUGUCAAGAUGAACACUUUCUCUUUUUGGUCCAACUCAAUCCGAGUUCGUUAUGACUGAGUUUUGGUCAAUCAAAGUUUCUGGUUUACUUUGACAAGUUAAAACAAGAUAUUGUUUAGACUACUUUCAUUUUAUGAUUGCUCUAGAUUCUAUUCUAGACAUCUUUUAUUCUUUCAUCAUGAGAGGAGGAGGGAAUAAAUGUAGUGGAAUGUUGCACUAGGUGUUGAAUCAUUAUAUCUUCCACUAUCAUAUUUAAUCAUCCAACUAAAAUGAUUAAACACACAUGCAUUUAUCAAUGGUAUUCUUAUGGUAUAAAAAUAGGUCUUUCACAUGUUGAGUUGGGUGGUGACUCAUGUAAUCAUCAUGAUCAUAGGAAGAUAACAUGUGAUAGAUGGGUUGGAUUUGUGGAUAGCAAUUGGAAUGGGUUGGGUUAAGUUCAAAGAUGGCCCAAUAAUGAAUAAUGUGAAUUUCCGUCCAGAACAGGGGUUGUGUUUUUGACGGAUGUUUUCGGGUACCAAAUAAAGUCCAAAAAUUAUGAAAUUUGGAGGGUAGCUAGAGGACUUCAAGAUGAGCGUUCAGAAUUUUAAAUCGACCAAAACGGAGUUCGUUUGACCAUGUUUCCGUUAUUCCAAAGUUUAAGGUUUGUUUUGAAUGAGUUGAAUACAAUGAGUGCUCCCUUAUUUAUAGAGACUAGAAUAGAAAUGAGUCUUCUAUCUUAGCAAUGUGGGACAAGAGGAUGAAGCUUUUAUAUAAGCCAAUGGCCAAAGCUUCUCCUCACUUAGGCAAUGUGGGACAACCAACAUAUUAUCUCUAACAUCUACUACAUCACAAUCUUCAUUGCCCGCAUCAGACGCUCUGAGAGAUAUAAUCCUAUGGAAGAGAAAGAAGCAAAGUUUGUUGGUUCUCUUAAUCGCAACAGCAGCAUGGGUGCUUAUGGAAGUCUAUCAGUUCAACUUCAUCACUAUUAUUUCAUGGGCAGCCAUGUUCAUUGUCGUUUCACUGUUCCUUUGGGGCAAUAUUCUUAGGCUUCUUGGCAAAGACCCGUCAGACAUGUCGGGGUUGGAAAUUUCAGAGGAAACAGCUCUUGAGAUGGCGAAUUGGAUUCGAGCAUGGAUUGAGGAGGGAAUCCGAUGGAUGUUCCGCGUGAGUGCAGAGAGAGAGUGGUUUGUAUUUGCAGGAACUGUUGCUGGUUUGGGGUUACUCUCCUAUGUGGGAACUCUCACCGAUCUGCUAACACUUAUUUACACAGGUAUUGUAAUGGGCAUGACUGUUCCAGUAUUAUAUAUGAAGUACGAGGAUAAUAUAAAGAGGCAUGAGGAGUGGGUGAAGGGGCAAGCCAGAAGAUUCUAUGACAUGGUUGAUGAGAAGGUGGUAAAGAACAUGAAGAACAGGAUCGUAGAAAGGAAGAAGGAGAAGAAGGUUGAAUAGUUCCUUUAAUUACUUGCAUAAGGACGUCUAUGUAUGUAUCUUCUUUACGUUUGUAGUAGCUUUGGCUGCUAAAAGUCUUGCAUUUAUAUUGAUUCCUUGUGUACGUAAUUUAA